Clunio marinus is the source of this 432-nucleotide messenger RNA. NCBI's taxonomy places the organism in Eukaryota, Metazoa, Arthropoda, Insecta, Diptera, Chironomidae. The record is from the annotation of a GenBank genome assembly.
AUGAAUGGUACUGUAUUGAGCUUUGAAAGUGCCGAUAAGAAUCAUCUUGUGACGACUUUUGCUGAUGACUUGAUAAAAAACUUCAAAGGAUAUGAAUGGAGUCAGAAUGGACCUUUGUUGAUUACACGAGUAGCUCAAGAUCUUUGCAACACCAAAAACACCAAUGAAAUGGUUGCUAAGGAAGAUUGUAAAGGUUUCCAUGUUCUACCUCAAAAUUUUUGCUAUCCUGUGACAUUCAGCGAUUAUAACCAAUUAAUGAAUGACUCAAUGGCUGAUUCUAUCAUGAAAAUAGUCGAACAGUCUCUUACGGUGCACUUUUGGAAUGCAAAGACUAAAAGAAUCAAACUGAAAAAGACUCAAAAAGCUGCUUACAUUCAAUUAGCCAAACAAUUCUGUCCAAAAGUAAUGACAAUAGAUUCUGAAUAUUUCUGA